AUGGGAAAGGGAGAAGGAAGUGCCUCGGCACUAGAGAGUCUCCCGCUUGAAUGCAUCCAAACCAUCCUUGGCAACCUCUCUGACGAUUGCCAUGCGCUCUAUGCACUCUUGCUUGUCAACAAGGCCUGGUUCCACAUGGUGCUACCCUUUCUCUACAAGAGCCCCAUGACUCUCAUCGACUCGACCUGGCCAAAACUUUCGUCUUAUUCUCAGAUCCUCAAAAAGGACCUUCCCCUGUCCUCGCCUGCAUCGGGUUACGUGGACCGACCUAGUUCUCCCAUGAGUGCUGUUGCUGGACCUGGCGUCAUGUUUGACGAACCACGGCCUGCGCUGUCACUUUCGAACAGUAUUACUUCGGCCUCAGGAUCAGGAGCAGGAGUUAUUGACGGUACAGCAGAUACAAUCGGUCGUCAUGGCAGGAGUCUUUACAGCAGCAACCGACGGACCAGCACAACGUCAUCGAAUGGUGUUGGCGGUGGCGGGUAUGGAGGAGGGUUUGGGUACGCCCCACGGACACACAGUCGAAGCAGUAGUCACAGCAGUACGAGGAGUAUGACGGGCGACGCGUUCCACCAGGGCCGAAACGAUGCUGUUUUACAGAGGGAACAGCGAGAUCGGCUGGUCAAGCGGAAAAAGAUGCAGGUCCUUUGGGUUCUCCUCAACUGCACGCUGUCGGAGGAGGAGCAUCUUGCCAGGAUGAGUCGCAGGUUUAUAGAUGAUGCCAACGACGAGGAGGAGGAGAAGGAAGAGCAAGAGCAGCAUGAUCAGGAUAACAGCGAUGUUCACAGCGCGCUGUUGAAGGAUCCGUCGUUACUGUCUCUCAAGCUGAACCAGGAUCUGGAUAUCAAUCUGGAGUAUUUCAAGCCGAUGGUCGACUACCUCUCGUUUUAUACUCAUCAGUAUCACCCAGGACUCCAAUAUAUUACCUGGAAGCUCUUCCCGACUAUGGAUUACGCCAAAACGAUCGAGCGGCGGCUCAUCAGACAUGGACCCGAGCGGAUACGAGAGUUGUUCCUGGAGAGCGUUCAGUUGCAGGACAUGGUAUCACUUGUCUCCCGACUCGAAACGCUCUACAAGAUCAGGACCUGUCAUGAAAAGUGGGACAUCCCGAGCUCGAUCGAGUUUAUGAGGCGCCACAACGAGCUCUUUGGGACGGUCCGGAUGCUAGAGAUGGAGGCUUACAUACCCGAGAAUCACGAUACUGAAAUGAGCGCGGAUUUCGGCCAGUUGAUUGGGCAAGUUGACCAUCUGAAGGUCCUGGAGCUGUCGGGCUUUGAGGCUUUGACUGCGGUACUGGAGGAUAUCCCGACGGAGAACUUGAAGGUUCUUCGUUUGAACUGUGGAUCGCUCGGUCCGACUCCUAUUCCGCCUUUUGCAACGACUGAGGCGGUGGCCGCUGCUGAUAGGGCCUCGAACGCGAGGAUGACGAUCAACACAUUUUUAAGCCAAUGUCGUCAGUUGGAAGAGCUGCUGUUGAAGCCGGUCGACGAGAGUAUGCUUGAGUGGGCUGUUCAGGAACGACGGGACCUUCAGGCGGGAUUGCAACCGAUGACGCCAACAUCACCAUCAUUGACGUCCCUUGCUCGCCCACCACCACAGCGACUGGUGCCUUUGCGGAUUAUCGAGCUCUCAGGAACGGACAGCGAACAUGUGGCCAUGACGAUAUCUCAGGCAGCAGAGGCGUUCCAGGACACACUGGAGGUGAUCAAGGCUAACUCGUUUUCUUACACCUCCAACCGGACCCAAAAGAUGCUCUCCUGGAGAUUCCCCAUGCCCAAGCUGCGUGUGAUCAAGAUUGUCGGCCGAUCCAACUUGCCGUUUGAUUUCCGGUCACUACAGUACUGUCCCGAGCUCAGGAUCUUGGACCUGUCAAAGUAUUCGGGCAUGCGCGGAUGUCAGGAGGCAGGACUGUUGAACCUGAAAUACUUGACCAAACUCGAGUACCUGGGCCUGUCGAGCUUUGAUCAUUUGACGGACUCGACUCUGCGGACGAUCCUGGGGUGUAUGCCGCGGCUGAAGCAUUUGAGGCUGGCGAUUGGUGACACGGCGGUUUCGACGUUGGGGGCUAGUUCUUUUGCGUAUGCCAGUUCAGGGUCAAUUGUUGGCUCGGGAUCUGGAGUUGGCAAGGUGACGGGAUCGAGAACUUCUGGAAUCCUUGGAGGAAGCGGAUCUGGAUCUGGGUCUGGAUCUGGACCUGGAAGUAAUAACGGUGGUGUAGGAGGAGCUUCCAGUAGCAAUAGCAGUAGCGCUGCCGCGGCAGGAGUUGCAUCGAGUGCUGACAUGCCUUUCCGAUCACCUUUUGCGGCCAUAUCUGCGGCGUCAUCGGCUGGUUCAGCCUCGGCGUCGGCGUCAGUGUCUUCGUCUACUUCGCCGGAUCCGGCUCCUCAACCACCAACACCUCAGACAGUGCAACAGCAGCCGUCCAUGGGUACCAUCAACAUGAUUGUCGGUCAGAUCCAGAACCAACAUUCUUCGUUCAGUCACCACCAUCAUAGCCACCAUCAUCAUCAUCAAUACCCUCUAGCACCACCUCCGUCACUUUCCUCGACUCCGUUCCACUCCUAUAUGUCAGGAGCAACAGCAGGUGGACCCAUCAUCGGCAGCGGCAUGAGUAGCAGCAGCAGUAGUGUGAGCGGGAUGGGCAUCGGUAACGGAGGUGUCGGCAGUGGCGACAUGGCAUCCUCGGCACGAUCGACCUCAUCCCUCAUGGACCGUUUCCAUCUCGAGAACACAUACCUGUCGCUGGAGGGGAUCCUGGACGCGAUCGAUGGGCUGUCGGAGGACAAGGACAAGAACCAACUCGAAAAGUUGUCGAUUGUGUUGGGUAAGCUCGAUUUCGACGAUCAUUACCGCCGUCUGGAGCUCUAUAACCAGCAAUAUCAGGAUCUGGAGAUUACUGUCUAUCGGUAUGCGCAUGCUGUGUAG
Molecule: messenger RNA, 2925 nt
Organism: Linnemannia hyalina
Lineage: Eukaryota; Fungi; Mortierellomycota; Mortierellomycetes; Mortierellales; Mortierellaceae
Source: the annotation of a GenBank genome assembly